Molecule: messenger RNA, 2205 nt
Organism: Puma concolor (puma)
Lineage: Eukaryota; Metazoa; Chordata; Mammalia; Carnivora; Felidae
Source: RefSeq, a predicted model, not a curated record
AUGCAGUGGGUGAAGGUGCUUGGGGGGCUGGUGGGGGCCUCUGCCCUCUUGGGCCUGGGGAUCAUCCUGGGCCACUUCGCCAUUCCCAAAGGGGCCGACGCACCAGCUCCCGGCGUCUCGGUCUCCCAGGACCUGGAUCUGGAGAUCCUUGAGACCGUCAUGAAGCAGCUGGAUGCCAGCAAGAUCCGAGAGAACCUUAGAGAACUCUCCAGGGAGCCUCACCUGGCCUCCAGCCCCCGGGAUGAGGCGCUGGCACAGCUCCUGCUGCAGCGCUGGCGGGACCCGGAGUCAGGCCUGGACGCAGCGGAGGCCCCCACGUACGAAGUGUUGCUGUCCUUCCCCAGCCGGGAGCGGCCCAACCGGGUGGCUGUCGUGGGUCCCACUGGGACCAUCCUCUUCUCCUGCCGCCAGAGUGAACAGAACCUGACUGGGGAGCAGGGGGGCCCCGAUGUGGUGCCACCUUAUGCCGCCUACGCUCCCCCUGGAACCCCGCAGGGUGCCCUUGUGCGAUUGAGGGAGGGAGCGGAACAGGACAUGACAUCCCCUCUUCUUUCCCCUAAACACAGCCUCAUCCCCCUCCCGCAGGCUAUCAAUGCGGCCAAGCACGGGGUAGCUGGGGUGCUGGUGUACACGGACCCCGCAGACAUCAACGAUGGGCACAGCUCCGCCAGCCAGACCUUUCCGAACUCUUGGCGCCUGCCUCCCUCAGGGGUGGAGCGAGGCUCCUACUAUGAGUAUUUUGGGGAUCCUCUGACUCCCUACCUUCCGGCCAAUCCUUCUUCCUUCCGCCUGAACCCUGAUACUGUCCCUGGAUUUCCUCCCAUUCCCACUCAGCCCAUUGGCUUUGAGGAUGCAAAAAUCCUUCUCUGUAACCUCCAGGGAACCUUGGCCCCAGCUGCCUGGCAGGGAGCACUGGGCUGUGACUACAAGUUGGGGCCUGGCUUCCGACCUGAUGGAGACUUCCCAGCAGACAGCCAGGUGAACGUGAGCGUCCACAACCGCCUGGAGCUGCGGAACUCCUCCAACGUCCUGGGGAUCAUCCGCGGGGCGGUGGAGCCCGACCGCUACGUGCUGUACGGAAACCACCGGGACAGCUGGGUACACGGGGCCGUGGACCCCAGCAGUGGCACUGCCGUCCUCCUGGAGCUCUCCCGAGUCCUGGGGACCCUGCUAAAGAAGGGAACCUGGCGGCCCCGCAGAUCAAUAGUGUUUGCGAGCUGGGGGGCAGAGGAGUUUGGCCUCAUUGGCUCCACAGAAUUCACCGAGGAAUUCUUCAGCAAGCUGCAAGAGCGCACCGUGGCCUACAUCAACGUGGACAUCUCCGUGUUUGCCAAUGCCACCUUGAGGGCUCAGGGAACACCCCCGGUCCAGAGCGUCAUCUUCUCCGCGGCCAAACAGAUCCCCGCACCGGGCCUCGACGGCCUCAGCAUCUACGACAACUGGAUCCGGUAUUUCAACCGUAGCAGCACAGCAUACGGCCUGGUUCCCAGCCUGGGCUCUCUGGGUGCUGGCAGCGACUACGCACCCUUCAUUCACUUCCUGGGCAUCUCCUCCAUGGACAUCGCCUACACCUAUGACCGGAGCAAGACCUCGGCCAGGAUCUACCCCACCUACCACACAGCCUUCGACACCUUUGGUUACGUGGACAAAUUUGUGGACCCUGGUUUCAGCAGCCAUCAGGCUGUGGCCCGGACAGCAGGGAGCGUGCUGCUUAGGCUCAGUGACAGCCUCUUUCUCCCUCUUAACGUCAGUGACUACGGAGAGACCCUCCGAAAUUUUCUGCAGGCUGCCCAGCGCGACCUUGGGGUCCUGUUGGAACAGCACAGCAUCAGCCUGGGGCCUCUGGUGACUGCAGUGGAGAAGUUUGAAGGGGCAGCCGCGGCCUUGGGCCAACACGUAUCAGCGCUGCAGAAAGACACCCCUGACCCCCUGCAGGUCCGGAUGCUCAACGACCAGCUGAUGCUGCUGGAACGGACCUUCCUAAACCCGCGAGCCUUCCCAGACGAACGAUACUACAGCCAUGUGCUCUGGGCACCCCGCACAGGCUCCGUAGCCACAUUCCCAGGCCUGGCCAAUGCCUGCUCCAGGGCCAUGAACACGAGCCUAGGAUCUGCAGCCUGGGCGGAAGUGCAGAGGCAGCUCAGCAUCUUGGUGGUGGCUCUGGAGGGAGCGGCAGCCACCCUGCGGCCUGUGGCUGACCUCUGA